Molecule: messenger RNA, 612 nt
Organism: Saccoglossus kowalevskii
Lineage: Eukaryota; Metazoa; Hemichordata; Enteropneusta; Harrimaniidae
Product: SH2 domain-containing protein 4A-like
Cellular component (GO): cytoplasm
Source: RefSeq, a predicted model, not a curated record
GCGGUAUACACUUAGACGGAAGUUGAGAGUUUGUGGUCAGAAGUAUAUGUAGGGCACCGAUGGUGUGCCAUUGGUUGUUAUAUAUAUUACAUAUUAAGAAUUUAGAAGCAAGUUCAGAAGUUAUCGAGUAGUAGUUAUCAGAGUGAAUAAGUGUGACCAGAAAGUAAUGUAGAAAGGAAACACAGUUAAAGAGAAGGUUUAUUCAUCAUUACUAAUUGGAGGAAAGAUUACAAAAUGUUGCAACAAAUAAUACGGGAUAUGUACAUUGAUCCAGACCUACUUGCAGAGUUGUCUGAGGAACAAAAACAAAUUCUAUUUUGUAAAAUGAGAGAAGAGCAAGUGAGACGAUACAAAUUAGAACAGGAAAAAAAUGCUGUUGUAAAGCAGGGGAUACAAAGGAAAGCUAAAGUCAAGUUUUUACUUGGCAAAGACAAUAAACCAUGGACAUGGGUUAUGGGAGAACACCAGGAAGAUGAAACAAUUGAACAAAUUCUAGAAAAGGAACAGCUUGAGAAAGCAAGAAGACUGGCACAGCAAGAAGCAGAACAAAGGUUAGUACAUGUACAAGUUUCUUCAUUUUUGUUAUGUCAUUGUCCAGGUAUAUUGGGUUGG